AACGGCCACAAAGGCAGGCAACCGCUUUGCAUCCUCCUGUCAGUGACGAAAGGCGAGCUGAGCUCACGUCGUCACCAUGGAGCCCCAGAAUCUGCUGGCAGCGUCUACCUACAUCAAUAACCUUCUUCUUGCUCGCGGUCUGCUGAAGAGCGGAAGACCCAUCGAGUUUGCGAGCCCGGAAAAUGAAGAGGGGGGCACGGAGGCAACAAUGGCGAGGGUGAUAAACCUCGUCAAUGAUCUAGUAAUAAGGAGAGACCGCGAGGCCGAACACCGAGAGAACCUAGCGACUACGGUCCGGACGUUAAGAGCGACGGAGUCACAACAAACCCUGGAGAUUGGAAAACUCAAAACGAAGGCAACAGAGUUAACCAGGUCCCUGGCCCUUGCAGAUGCUCAGGAGCGCGCCAUCAAAGCUAGUUUUUCAAGCGCUGAGUCGACGAUCCGGACCCUCAAAGAACAGAUCCAACGAGUUAAGGCAACCCUCACUCAAGUCCGGGCACAGUGCGCCAAUGAUAUCCGCAAGCGAGAUCUGGAAUUACAAAAAUUGAAGUCUCACCUGGCCGACCGGCAGAGAGGAAAGCGGGAUGGGCUAGGCGUGACAACAAUCAAUAUCAAUCCUAUUGCCGAACGAAGCUCUAGGCCAAGGUCCGUCCUAGGGGGUGAAGGGUUGAACUGUCCGGGGUACAGCCUGAAACAAGAAACAACCGAGUUCUUGACGGAAUUAUGCCAGAAUCUUAGCGAUGAGAACGAUACCUUGAUUGUUCUUGCUAGGAAUACUGUCCAAACGUUGAAAGAUCUCCAAGGCUUGCCUCAAACCGAUGAAGAGGAAGGGAACCCCACCAUAUGCUCAAGCGCUGGGCCACAGAAGCCUUCGAAUGGCCCCGUAACGACACUUCCGGCAUCAUGUGAGGAACUCUCGGACCAAAUGAGCAUCGUUCUCGAGCAUUUGAGAACGCUGCUCACUAACCCUUCCUUUGUUCCUUUGGAGGAAGUGGAGAUGCGUGACGAGGAGAUCAAGAGCCUGCGUGAAGGCUGGGAGAAGAUGGAAAGCCGCUGGAAACAAGCGGUCAUCCUAAUGGACGGCUGGCAUAAACGCAUUGCGAACGGCGGAGAUUCAAUACAGAUUGAUGAGCUUCAGAGGGGCAUGGAUCUUGAUCUCCAUUUAAGCCCGAAUCUUGUGGAAGCAACAGCUGAAAUGACAGCUGAAAUCGAGACGACUGCUCACCCUCCGAUAUUCAGUGACGAGACCUCGGGUGAACCAGGGAAUGACCGCAAAGACGCCGAAACCGAUGAGGUUUCUUCCUCCAACGAGGCUUCGAAGCGAUCUAAAGAACGAAAGACUUUGAAGGUUCCCAGCCGUGCCUUGAAGGAGCGAAAUGAUAACGUCCGGCCGGCGCGGUCACCACGAAAGGUCUCAUUUACUCCCGGGCUGCAAGGCUCGCCGUGCAACCCUGUCAGCGAGGAGGAUGAAACCCUGCUUGUCAAAGCACAUAAGUCCGAGGCCGUGACUCAACGGCAUGGGAAGAAGAAGGCUGACACGCAGAAACCACAGGACGUGCAAGUAUCCCAGCAAAUGAGCAUAUUCCAGAAGCUGGCAGCUGUGGAGGAUGAAGCUCGAGCGGCCGAGCAGGCCAGGAAGCAGUCAGAAAGCCGCAAGAGAGGCCGAGGUGCUGUCAAAAGCACCGUUCGACCUGCUGCAGGGCGACGCCGCAGCACACUGACCCACGAUGAACUCGACGAGCUAAUGGGAGUACCAGCCCGCUCAGAGGAACCGGCAUCAGUUUUCCAUGGCUGGGUUGCCCACAACGCCACCGACCCUCUAAAAUACACGACUUUCACACCCAAGCCCUUCACCGACAGCGACAUCGAGAUCCAAGUCUCGCACUGCGGCGUGUGCGGGACGGACGUGCACACGAUUCGCUCCGGCUGGGGCCCGACGCGGUACCCGUGUGUCUGCGGGCACGAGAUCAUCGGCACAGUCACGCGUGUCGGGUCGAGUGUUACAUCAUCGCAAGAGUUUCGAAUCGGGGACCGCGUCGGGGUGGGUGCGCAGAGCAUGUCGUGUCUACGCGCGGACUGUGAGGCGUGUGCGGACGGGAGGGAGAACUACUGUCCGCGAAUGACGGGGACGUAUAACGCGCGGUACGCGGAUAGUAGUAAAAGCCCGUCGUAUGGCGGGUUUGCGACGCACUGGCGCGGGCCCGCGCACUUUGUGUUCAAGAUCCCCGACGGAUUACCCUCUGCCCAGGCGGCGCCGCUGCUCUGCGGCGGGGUGACGAUGUUUGCACCGUUGCGCAAGUACGGCGCCGGGCCUGGAAUCUCUGUUGGGAUCGUGGGCGUCGGCGGCCUGGGACAUAUGGGGAUCCUGUUCGCCAAAGCGAUGGGGUGUGCGCGGGUGGUUGCCAUUUCGCGCACGUCGGGCAAGCGGUCCGACGCACUGGAGGGGCUUGGUGCAGACGCGUUCAUCGCCACGGCCGAAGAUGCGAACUGGGCCAAGGCCAACUCCCGCACGCUCGACUUGAUCAUCUGCACGGUUUCGUCGCCGGAUAUGCCGUUUGCGCAGUACCUGCGUCUCCUCAAAUUGGAUGGCGUAUUCGUACAGGUGGGCGCCCCCGAGGAACCCCUGCCGGCGCUGAAUGCCUGGUCCUUGAUCCAGAAGGGAGUCAAGGUCACCGGGUCGAGUAUCGGGUCGCCGGGGGAGAUUAGGCAGAUGCUGCAGCUUGCGGCGGACAAGCGGGUGAGCCCAUGGGUCCAAGUGCGGCCUAUGCACGAGGUCAAUGAUACACUGGCAGAUAUGCAUCACGGUAAGGCCCGUUAUCGGUAUGUGCUUGUUAAUAAGGAGGCGCAGGCGAGGUUGUAG
Molecule: messenger RNA, 2860 nt
Organism: Penicilliopsis zonata CBS 506.65
Lineage: Eukaryota; Fungi; Ascomycota; Eurotiomycetes; Eurotiales; Aspergillaceae
Exons: 5
Coding region: 77-2860 (927 amino acids)
Biological process (GO): alcohol metabolic process
Molecular function (GO): zinc ion binding; alcohol dehydrogenase (NADP+) activity
Source: RefSeq, a predicted model, not a curated record